AUUCUUAUUUUUCGCAAGACGUAUGUAAAUCCAUUAUCUUUUUUUUCUUCUUGAGAAAGAAGAUGUUAAGUACAGUUGUUGAGAACGAAACCUGCAGUUACAGAUUUAAAACUUUGUUUAAAUUGCGCUUUCUACACUGCGUUUCUCUCUUCUCUUUCUAUUACCGUUAUUCAGACAUAGAUCUGUUUCGCUCUAGCUACAGGAGGUGCAAAGCUGGGACAAUCGGUUUUUUUUUUUUUUUUAGCACGACACGCGCACGUGUGCUCCGUUCACGCGUUAAUUCUGUUCCAGGGCGGGCGCGGCGGCUUCUCUCGAGUCGCAUGGAAACGAGAGAAUAUUCUAGUGGUGUUCCGACUGCUGUUGGUAGGCUCGAAAAAAUCGAUAAGGGAGACGCGCGAGCCGACAAAGGCGCACGCGUCGAGCGUUACUGAUGCGUGUCAGCUGUCCCGGUCGUAAGUGGAAACGAAAAGUACAGGUGUUCCUCCGCACCGCGUUUCGUGGUCUUCCAAUGUAGAGCUACGAUCGAGUGACAUAUUAAAUGGCUUGCGACAACUGUACGAAGGUGUAUCUGGGAUACGAGGACGAGUACGUUGCCGACAAGCACCGGUCCCUGCUCAACUUCACGACGAACAAGAUCGGCGGGCAUCCAAACUGUUAUGGGAAGAAUACAUUAUCGUCACCACAAUGCAGACUCUGUGGCUUGUAUCAGCUCUUGGCGCUGCAACUGUACGCACCGUUAGAUAACUCAAAGUACCAUCGGACGCUAUACAUAUUCGCGUGUAUCAACUCGAAUUGCUGGAAUCAAAACGAGAGCUGGACAUGCUUGAGAAUACAGCAUCUGGAGGAUGAGGCCAAGACGACUACGCCGGACUCUGGGAGCGUCAACGUGCCAUCCACGACGGCUUGGUUGGCGGACGCGGACGACUGGGGGGACAAUGUAAAUGACAAUGCAUCGGAACAGAAUGGGAAUAAUAUGUUAGAGAAUGAUCCGUUACAGUUUCACUUUUCCCUGCAUAAAGAAAUAGACCAGGAUAUACGGGAGGAGUUGUCCGUCCUGCGCGUGGAUGAUCCGAAUGCAAAUAGGUUUGUUCCAGCCAGCGUGGACUCGCCGAUCAGCGGUGGUGCCGUGGGUCGUUUAGAUUCCCCUCAAGCCUCGGCAGAGAUCGACGGGGACGAGAGCGAGGUCGUGUGCAUCGACACUCCCACGCGACCGCAAUGUGAUCUAGUUAGUUUACUGCACGAGGUAACGCCGUUGCAAAUCACGAACGCGGAGGCCAAGUACUCGUUCGUCGAAAUAUUUCUCUCGGUCGACGAGGAGGACUGCAGCAUGGACGUGUCGCAGCACGUUCGAGACCUGUUGGUCGAGUACCAGCACAGCAAUCCGGACCCGUCGACCAAGUUCACGCCAGAUUCUGGCAAUCCUAAGACCAUCGAAACGGACGUGGAAAAGUAUGAGAAAAGCAUUCCUAAGCACGGCGACGAGAUGUUCCACAACUUCCUUUGCAGAAUACAGAGGAAUCCUGGACAGCUGUUACGCUAUUCGAGGGACAAUUCUGCACCGUUACUGUUAUAUCCGCUGAGCGGUUGUAUCGGCAAAUGUCGGCAUUGCGGCGACGAGAUGACUUUUGAGCUGCAGGUUUUGCCGACGAUCAUACCGAAAUUAAUACUGAAUCCACGAGGCGAGCGGAGUUUCCAGAUCGAGUUCGGCACUGUUUUAAUAUACACUUGCGUUAGAAGCUGUUGGUCCGCGACCGAUUCGUAUCGGGAAGAGCAUGUCGUUGUUCAAGCUGAAAGACUAUAGUUGUAAAGAAAAGAAAUAUUAAUAAGAAAAGUUACGAGUGAAGCCAAGGUUCUUCCAGUGAUCCUAUAUAGAAUUUCAUAUUUACGCGUCUAGGACGACUAGUCAUGUUACUUCUGUAGAAAAAUACCGUCCACCUCUUCAUGUACACAUCAAAAAGUCCUAUGUAGCGAGCGAUGGUUGAUAAUAGUAAAGGCGUUACAAAAACGUUAUCUCGAGCUACAUUAAGCGACAUGUGAUUCGCAAUUGAAAAAAAAAAAAAGAUUUUAGGAAUAUCUUUUAGAAGAGAAUCCGAGUAAGAGCAUUUAUUUUACUUUUCAUCUCGAUCUUAGUAUAUAAGUACAGUGUAAAAUACAACUGUACAAUUGCUACUAAUACGUAUAAAUACAGAAACCUCGGUGGAAAA
This is a messenger RNA of Wasmannia auropunctata (little fire ant), 2204 nucleotides long. RefSeq names its product programmed cell death protein 2-like (gene trus). NCBI's taxonomy places the organism in Eukaryota, Metazoa, Arthropoda, Insecta, Hymenoptera, Formicidae. The record is from RefSeq and is a predicted model, not a curated record. Gene Ontology annotation, cellular component: cytoplasm. Bases 539 to 1801 code for a protein of 420 amino acids. The transcript is spliced from 4 exons.